GAGAGGUUCCCGGAUCAACAUUGCUCCCGCCCAGGGGGGGGGAUGUGGAGGGAGGGUCUCCCAAAGCACCCCAGAAUCCGAGAUCCCGGGGCCCCCCACCCACGAGACCCGUCUAGGCCCUCGAGGGACUCUCCCUCGCUUUGCGCUACCUGCGCUCCCAAAGGGAGGCUUGUUUUGGCACCAGCUCCGGAAUCUGUUUGCAGCCUUGAAACAAGAUAGGAAGCAGUCUCGUACAAGACGCGCCGUGCAUCUUAAGUCGAGAGCCCCCCCACCCCCAUUGGGAGGCAUCACGGGUAUCUGGAGUUAUUUGCAGGUGAACGGGUAGCAUUGGGAGCUUGGAGUUCUGACGGCCAUCCUUUCUCUCUUCUUCUCAAGGCUAGGGGUAUCCGUCCCUCCCGUGGAGGGGGAACAAUGAGUUACAGUAACCUUCAUCACCAGCGGUCAAGUGUAGGUAGAGGACGGCAAGGAAAACAAGGUUGGAGAGACAGUGAAGUAUACCCAUGCUUAACCGUACCCCUCAGUGAGCUGAGAGCAUAUGGAGUAUGGCAUAUGGAAACUCAGCAGCAGUUGUAUUAUGGUUUGAGUCCCCCACAGAACUUUGAUGAGGCACCUGGGAUGCCGGCUCCCUCGCUGACUUUGAUGACUAGCAUGAGGACACAGUUGCACAUGGCCCUAGAGAGGAACUCCUGGUUGCAGAAGCGGAUCGAGGACCUGGAGGAAGAACGGGACUUUCUCCGUUGCCAGUUGGACAAGUUCAUCUCUUCCGCCCGCCUGGAUGCUGACGACCACGGCCGCAACAAACAGCCCCCACGUCGGUCUGAGGCUUCCGACAGCCGGAAUGGGGACGUCACGGACGACGACAGCAGGGGCUCUUGGCUGAGCGCCAGCCCGGAAGAAGGGGGCUCCGCAGAGCACAAGAAACUGAAAGGAGGGGCGAACCGGCGGCGCUUUGUUAAGCCCAAAGUCCGUGAGAGGCAGAGAGUCAAAGACGUAGACGGGGUGCUGUGCCGCUACAAGAAGAUCCUGUACACUUUUCAGAAGCUGCAGAGCAUGAGCCGGGCCUUUGAACACCACCGGGUGGACCGUAACACGGUGGCUCUGACCACGCCCAUCGCCGAGCUCCUCAUCGUGGCUCCUGAAAAGAUGGCCGAGGUGGGUGAAUUUGACUCUUCCAAAGAGCGCCUGCUGGAGUAUUCCCGGCGCUGCUUCAUGGCCCUGGAUGACGAAACGCUCACGAAGGUCCAGGCCCUCAAGAAGAGCAAGCUGCUGCUUCCCAUCACAUACCGCUUCAAGCGGAAAAUAGACUCCCCUGGCCCUGCGGCUGGCAACCCGCUGCCCUCGUCCGCCACCCCACCCAAACCACUUUUGCCCAUUGCUGACUGCUACAAGCGGUGAUUCCCGCCUUUACUAUCAGGAACCCAUUUUGUCAGCCUCUCAGCCUUCUAUUCCUAUUUAAAUACUGACUGAACCACUGCAUUAUUUUAUCCUGGAGUGUCCUGCAUCUCUUCCUAUCAGUCAUUUCCCUGCACCUUUUUUUUUCUUUUCAGGUUUUUUUUAAUGUCAAAUGAAGAAGAAAACAAAGAGUUUGACCCCCCCCCUUUCUCUCCUGAAAAGAGGCUCAAAGGGGCUUGCAAUCUCCUUUCCU
This is a messenger RNA of Sphaerodactylus townsendi, 1645 nucleotides long. RefSeq names its product coiled-coil domain containing 106 (gene CCDC106). Gene Ontology annotation, cellular component: nucleoplasm. NCBI's taxonomy places the organism in Eukaryota, Metazoa, Chordata, Lepidosauria, Squamata, Sphaerodactylidae. The record is from RefSeq and is a predicted model, not a curated record. The coding region runs from base 412 to 1395 and encodes 327 amino acids. The transcript is spliced from 7 exons.